CGCCUCCCAGGUCCCAGGCUCCUGCCCAUUAGCGCCCUGGGCCUUGGGCCGUCAAGACUGGGCUCCAGGCUUCUGCCCGUUAGGCGCCCCCGGCCUCGGGCGGUCAGGACCAGGCUCUGGACAGACGGACAGACAUCUGCACCACCCGUCAGGGCACGUGACGGCAGCCACGAUGUGCUGGGGGCCCCUCUCCGUGCUCCUGCUCUGGGGGCUCCUGGGGACGCUCCACGGCCAGCAGCAGGAGGUCAUCUCACCCGACACCACCGUCGAGAGGAACAACAACUGCCCAGAGAAGGCCGACUGCCCCGUCAAUGUGUACUUCGUGCUGGACACAUCGGAGAGUGUGACCAUGCAGCUGCCCACCGACAGCCUGCUCCACCACAUGCAGCAGUUCGUGCCCCAGUUCAUCAGCCAGCUGCAGAAUGAGUUCUACCUGGACCAGGUGGCCCUGAGCUGGCGCUACGGCGGCCUGCACUUCUCCGACCAGGUGGAGGUGUUCAGCCCCCCGGGCAGCGACCGGGCCUCCUUCACCAAGAGCCUGCAGGGCAUCCGCUCCUUCCGCAGGGGCACCUUCACCGACUGCGCGCUGGCCAACAUGACGCAGGAGAUCCGGAGGCACGGCGGGGCCCGCGGCGCCGUCAACUUCGCCGUGGUGGUCACCGACGGCCACGUCACCGGCAGCCCCUGCGGGGGCAUCAAGCUGCAGGCCGAGCGCGCCCGUGAGGAGGGUAUCCGGCUCUUUGCCGUGGCCCCCAACCGGAACCUGAAUGAACAGGGCCUGAGAGACAUCGCCAGCACCCCGCACGAACUCUACCGCAGCAACUACGCCACCAUGCGGUCCGAUUCCCCCGAAAUCGACCAGGACACCAUCAACCGCAUCAUCAAGGUCAUGAAGCACGAGGCCUAUGGGGAGUGCUACAAGGAGAGUUGCUUGGAGAUCCCUGGCCCUGCAGGCCCCAAGGGCUACCGUGGGCAGAAGGGUGCCAAGGGCAACAUGGGUGAGCCAGGAGAGCCUGGACAGAAGGGGCGACAGGGAGAUCCAGGCAUCGAAGGCCCCAUCGGAUUCCCAGGGCCCAAGGGUGUUCCUGGCUUCAAAGGAGAGAAGGGGGAAUUCGGAGCGGACGGUAGGAAGGGGACUCCUGGCCUGGCUGGCAAGAACGGGACCGAUGGACAGAAGGGCAAACUGGGCCGCAUCGGACCCCCUGGCUGCAAGGGAGACACAGGAACCCGAGGCCCCGACGGGUACCCCGGAGAGGCCGGAAGCCCAGGAGAGCGAGGAGACCAAGGUGCCAAGGGAGACUCCGGCCGCCCCGGGCACAGGGGGCCCCCAGGAGACCCCGGGGACAAAGGGAGCAAGGGCUACCAAGGCAACCACGGAGCCCCGGGAGGCCCCGGCGUGAAGGGGGCCAAGGGCGGGCCUGGGCCCCGCGGACCCAAAGGGGAGCCGGGGCGCAGGGGAGACCCCGGAACCAAGGGCAGCCCGGGCAGUGACGGGCCCAAGGGGGAGAAGGGAGACCCAGGCCCCGAGGGGCCCCGGGGUCUGGCCGGAGAAGUGGGCAACAAAGGAGCCAAGGGAGACAGAGGAUUGCCUGGGCCCAGAGGCCCCCAGGGGGCUCUGGGGGAGCCUGGGAAGCAGGGUUCGCGGGGAGAUCCCGGUGACGCUGGGCCCCGGGGGGACUCAGGACAGCCGGGCCCCAAGGGAGACCCAGGCAGGCCUGGAUUCAGCUACCCAGGACCCCGGGGGACACCUGGAGAGAAAGGAGAAGCCGGCCCCCAAGGCCCCGAGGGAGGCCGAGGAGACUUUGGCCUGAAAGGAGCACCCGGAAGGAAAGGAGAGAAGGGAGAGCCUGCGGACCCCGGGCCCCCUGGUGAGCCGGGACCCCGCGGACCACAGGGCGUGCCAGGACCUGAGGGUGAGCCCGGCCCCCCCGGAGACCCCGGCCUCACGGAGUGUGACGUCAUGACCUACGUGCGGGAGACGUGCGGGUGCUGUGACUGCGAGAAGCGCUGUGGAGCCCUGGACGUGGUCUUCGUCAUCGACAGCUCGGAGAGCAUCGGCUACACCAACUUCACCCUGGAGAAAAACUUUGUCAUCAACGUAGUCAACAGGCUGGGUGCCAUCGCCAAGGACCCCAAGUCAGAGACAGGGACGCGAGUGGGCGUGGUGCAGUACAGCCACGAGGGCACCUUCGAGGCCAUCCAGCUGGACGACGAGCGCAUCGACUCCCUGUCCAGCUUCAAGGAGGCCGUGAAGAACCUGGAGUGGAUCGCCGGCGGGACCUGGACGCCGUCCGCCCUCAAGUUCGCCUACAACCAGCUCAUCAAGGAAAGCCGGCGCAAGAAGACCCGCGUGUUCGCGGUGGUCAUCACGGACGGCCGCCACGACCCGCGGGAUGAUGAGCUCAGCCUGAGGGCGCUGUGCGACCGCGACGUGACGGUGACGGCCAUCGGCAUCGGGGACAUGUUCCACGAGAGGCACGAGAGCGAGAGCCUGCACUCCAUCGCCUGCGACAGGCCGCAGCAGGUGCGGAACAUGACGCUCUUCUCCGACCUCGUGGCCGAGAAGUUCAUUGACGACAUGGAAGAUGUGCUCUGCCCGGAUCCUCAGAUCGUGUGUCCAGAGCUUCCCUGCCAAACAGAGCUGUCGGUGGCCCAGUGUGCGCAGCGGCCGGUGGACGUGGUCUUCCUGCUGGACGGCUCGGAGCGGCUGGGCGAGCGGAACUUCCACAAGGCGCUGGGCUUUGUGGAGGAGGUGGCGCGGCGCCUGCCACUGGCUCAGGGGGACGCAGACCCCCUGCGCGCCCGCCUGGCGCUGCUGCAGUUCGGGGGUCCCCGCGAGCAGCGCGUGGUCUUCCCGCUGAGCUCUGACCCCGCGGCCAUCCGCGAGGCUCUGGGCAGCGCCACCUACCUCAACUCCUUCUCGCACGUGGGCGCGGGCGUGGUGGGGGCCAUCAACGACGUGGCCGGGCGCGCCCGCGGCGCCCGCCGCCUGGCGGAGCUCAACUUCGUCUUCCUCACCGACGGCGUCACCGGCAACCACAGCCUGGACGAGGCCGUGCACUCCAUGCGCAAGCAGAAUGUGGUGCCCACCGUGGUGGCCGUGGGCGGCGACGUGGACAUGGACGUGCUCACCAAGAUCGCCCUGGGGGACAGGGCGGCCAUCUUCCGGGAGAAGGACUUCGACAGCCUGGUGCAGCCCGGCUUCUUCGACAGGUUCAUCCGCUGGAUCUGUUAGUGGCCGGCCCCCUCCCUGGUGCUCAGGGGCACACUGGGCCUCCAGGCGGAGGCGGAGGACCCUGCGCCCCAAACCCUGACCCCUGUGGCUUUCUGACGUGCCCUCCCCUCCAUCUUGCCCACACCUGAGCUCAAGCCCGUGAGAGCGGCAGCGGCCCCCCAGGACCCGCUUUCCCGGUCCCUGUCUCUGCUACCCAGCUCCGGGCCGCCCUCCCUCACCCCGCAGCACCACCCACGGCCUUCCACCAGCCUCCCUGGGCCUUGGUACACCCUGCUCCCACCCUGAGCUCAAAGAGCCCAUGUCAUACACUGUGCCCAAUAAAGGCGCUGAACCCA
This is a messenger RNA of Dipodomys ordii (Ord's kangaroo rat), 3570 nucleotides long. It is a transcript of the gene Col6a2, whose product is annotated as collagen, type VI, alpha 2. The coding region runs from base 173 to 3235 and encodes 1020 amino acids. NCBI's taxonomy places the organism in Eukaryota, Metazoa, Chordata, Mammalia, Rodentia, Heteromyidae. The record is from RefSeq and is a predicted model, not a curated record. The transcript has 28 exons.